Messenger RNA from Ciona intestinalis (vase tunicate), 2161 nucleotides. Its product is annotated as xylosyl- and glucuronyltransferase LARGE1-like. Gene Ontology annotation, biological process: protein O-linked glycosylation via mannose. Gene Ontology annotation, molecular function: glucuronosyltransferase activity; xylosyltransferase activity. The record is from RefSeq and is a predicted model, not a curated record. Gene Ontology annotation, cellular component: Golgi apparatus. Lineage: Eukaryota; Metazoa; Chordata; Ascidiacea; Phlebobranchia; Cionidae.
UUGGAUAUGGUUAUGUCCUUCUGAAAUUUUUAUUUGUCUACUACCAAAUGGGACGAUAAAGGAGAAUGAAAACGUUGGCCAUACAACCAUGGGUGCAUGCCGAAGUAUGAAACGAGUUUCUAAUCGAAACUUUGUUACGAUAUGUGUGGUUUUUAUGGUAACAUACUUUCUAAUGAAAAGAUUUUUGCAAGAAGAAAAAACAACGUUGAGAAAGUACGAAAGCGACCUGCAAAUCCAAACAGGGAGACAGAAACCGUCGCAAUGUGAAACCAUCCAUGUUUUUCUCGUGUGCACCGGAUAUAAAACUGUUAAAGAUAUGGUAGUACUUGUUAAGUCGAUACUCUUCCAUAGAAAAGAUAGUUUACAUUUCCAUUACCUCGUGGACAACGUUUCAAAGCCGAUAUUGAAGGAGCUUUUUAGAAGUUGGGACAUACCAGACCUAAAAGUUUCAAUGUAUGAGGAUAUAGCUGUAUUAGACGAUGUAUCCUGGCUACCUUUUACGCAUCACUCUGGAAUCAACAGUGUGUAUAAGCUGGCUAUUCUUAAAGUAUUACCGCUGUACAUAGACAAGGUAAUCGUUCUUGACUCAGACAUGGUGUUUGCAACAGACAUAGCAGAGUUAUGGUUACAGUUUAGGCAUAUGGAUCAACAACAAGCAUUUGGAAUGGUGGAAAACCAGUCCGAUUGGUACCUUGGUACUUUGAAAUUUGAAUACGUUGUUUGGCCAGCUAUUGGGCGUGGGUUGAAUAGUGGAAUGAUGUUACUUGACUGCGAAAAACUUAGACGCGCAAACUGGGAUUCAGAAUGGAAGGAAACAGCACAGCAGGGAAUUAAACGUUUCAAGACAGUGCCGCUUGCUGACCAAGAUGUUAUCAAUUUAUUUCUUGUUAAUAACAAACAUAUGCUGUAUAAACUAGAGUGUAACUGGAAUUUUCAGCUUCCAUACGAACGAAAAAUGGAACUUUGCUAUAACGACCAUAAGCAUAAUGUUAAAAUAGUCCAUUGGAACAACGUACGAAAGCAUGACAUUAAUUCGGACCAAAUUCAAGGGUUGACGAACUUGUUUACAAUCUUUUUGGAAAUGAAUAGCAUGUCGUUACGUCAUCAAGCACCUGGUUGCACUCAGCGGGGUGAAGUCAAGCUUUAUGCAGACGAUAAUUUAACCAAAGAAACCGAGAUCUGCGACAAGUUCACAGCUCAAGCCUCAUCGAGGCAUAGAACUCACAUCUACUAUCUUCCUUUCAAAUACCAAAACAAGGACUCGCGUGAUAUUACUUUAGUAACCCACCUACAGCUCAAAGAUAUGCAGACAUUCGAAACGCUUUGUAAAACAUGGACAGGACCUAUCAGCGUAGCCAUUUUCGUAGCCGAUCGCGAAACUGACCAGUUGGAACAUUUUAUAGACUCCUCGGAUAUUUUAAAACAGCGAGACAACAUCGGUUAUCAUCUGGUUUUCAAUGGAGUAAACGAACAAGUGCCACCGAUCAGUUAUUUACUAAAUACAUCUGCCAGCCAAGUGUUAACCGAAUAUCUGUUAAUUUAUGACGUAAAAUAUCAGCAGGCGCAACAACUGUACGAUAUUCUUUACAACUAUUUUUCAAAAUUCGAUGUUUUAAGUUUGGAAAGCGUUUACGUUUUGCCGGUAUUUGAAACCACUAGUAAUGUAUUAGAUUCUACACCAAACACAAAAGUCUCAAUCGUUAAACAAAUUGCUGUUGGGGAAAUCAAGUAUUCCAAUGACCAGCGAGCCAAUUCGUUCGAUAUUGUACGCUGGGCUACUGCGACAACGCCGUAUUUAACAGAUUGGAGAAACAUCGGUACACCGAUCAUUUUCGCAUUACGAAAGCAGCAUUUUAUGCAACUUUUUGACGGUUUUCUCGAUUCUGAUCGAGCGAGAAUUGCACUGGGAAUUGAAUUAGACGCUGUUGGGUAUAAGUUCUUCGUUUUACCAACAGCUUUUGCCGUUAGUAACUCAUUGUACCCUAGUAAUCGCAAUUUAUACUCCAUUGAUAUUAAGCAUUGUACAGAAAUCACACAAGAUUUGUUUUUUGACUACCUCAAACGAAAAUAUCCCUCUUUUAACCGUACAAAAUACCUUUAUUAGUUAUUGUUUUAUACGUGUGUGAAUAUAACUCGGGAAAUACACGUUUGAAUUUUAAAA